Messenger RNA from Carya illinoinensis, 2332 nucleotides. RefSeq lists its product as uncharacterized. Bases 1303 to 2103 code for a protein of 266 amino acids. The transcript has 2 exons. The record is from RefSeq and is a predicted model, not a curated record. Lineage: Eukaryota; Viridiplantae; Streptophyta; Magnoliopsida; Fagales; Juglandaceae.
AGGCUUAACUUUGGUUCAUUCACACACACGAUCAUGAACAAGAGGAUCUAACGUACAACCACAACACCAGGCUCUUGUAUUCUAUUUUCAAUCCAUCACUCAGCUAGCACGUGGGGUUCUCUCCUCUAAGCGUCCCUCCUCUUUCUUUUACUCUCUGCUAUAGUUCCACCAUGUGAAACUUUUCAGAACCCACCCACUUUGGUGGUGGUGGAUUUUCAACUUUAACCUUUAGCUUUUGGAAAUAACUGAUCAUUCAGAACUACCACACACGCCUUGUCUCCCCCGCUACUAUUUCUUGGGAUGGGUGAAAAAUACUCUGCAGUGUGAUCGUCCAUUCAAUUUAAGACCCGCGAGAAUAUAUAAUAUGCCACAGAGAGGAGCCUGAGCCUGAGCCUGAGCCUGAGCCUGAGCUUGAGCUGAAUUGCAACUGAAGGUAACGCAGAAUUGUGAUUCAAGUUUGCCAAAAACAGAGAAGCCACUGCCUCUUUCUUAACUUCAGACAACGAUAAUUCACAUUCUGUAUUUGCUUUGAUUCAAUGAAAAGUCAGUCACCAGGGAGACCAAUUAAUUCGUGUUACUGUUUGGGCAUUUAAACAAUAACGUAAAUCUAGUAAUGCAAGUACAAUAAGUCAACAACCAUGCCUAAUGGAACUUUCCCGCCAGAAAGCAUACUGCAGAGAGAUGGUUUUGAGGUUUUCCCAUAGAAGGCCAAUGUACAUACAUAUAUAUAUACUGAUACACAGAAGGAAGAGACUCUGCAUUGACCAGGUCCAUAUCCAAUCCCUCAAAAGAAAUACGAGAGUGAGAUCCUUUAGUAAUUUUUUGGUAAAUAAUCCCAUCCACUAAACAGGACCUCUCAUCUAUAAUUAGGCUAAAUAAAUCCAUCUGCUAAUCACAGCCUCUCACAUCCAUUUUCUCUCUCUCAAACCCCAUUAAAGCGAAAACACAAAGCCACCUCCCAAACUUCAACUACCUCAUUUCCUUAAACAAACUAGCCAGCCCCCAAGUUCCCAACUCUUUCCCCACAAUCUCGCAGCUCAAAUAGAAAAAUAACAAACGAACAAAAAAAAGGGCUAAGCUUUCCGUCCCAGACCCUGCAAACACAGCCCCGCUUUUGCAGUUCCUCCUCCUCUCAUCUCCAAAUCCUUCGCUUAAAGCACUCCAAACAAAAGGAAAUAGGAAAAAAGAGACAAGAACACAAACCCAUUUUGUGUCUGUCAAUUUCGUUUCGUUUGUUUUCCUUUUUUUUUUAUUCACCCUUGUUCCGGUCUUUCAAUCCGAAUUCCACGAUCCUUACCCUCAAUGUGGCGGCAGUGGGGCAAAUCAACGGUUCGGAUUCACCACAAGUCAUCUCCGUCCGCCCUCUUCUCAUUUAAGGACGUCCAAGAGCUCUGCACCGACGAGCCCCCUCAACCCACUGCUUCCGCGCCGAAUAAGAAAGCCUCCAUUUUCCACCGAGUCCGAGUCGCCAACUCGCUCCUCCGCAGCUGGUCAACUCGCUCACCGACUCACCCUCCCACCGAAGAACCCGAAACACACGAACCGGAGUCCAGUCCCAAUGUCGUCGCUGUCCCGGACCAAUCGGGUAACGACCCCCUCGCCGCAACGCAAUCCGCGCCAUUGAUUUCAAUCCCGGGCGCCGAGAAGCGCAUUGUGGUAUACUUCACGAGCCUCCGGGUGGUGAGGUCCACGUUCGAGGACUGCAGGUCCGCCCGAUCCAUUCUCCGAGGGUUUCGGGUCUCAAUUGACGAACGUGAUCUCUCCAUGGACUCGGGGUUCCUAACCGAGUUGCAGCAGAUCCUGGGAGGUCAAAGCCAAAGCAAAUUAUCCUUACCGAGGGUUUUCAUUGGCGGGAGAUACGUCGGUGGGGCGGAGGAGAUUCGGCAGCUGCACGAGGCAGGAGAGCUCAAGAAGCUCGUCGAAGGCUUACCGGCAGCGGAACCGGGCGUGUGCGACAUGUGCGGCGGCUAUAGGUUCGUUCUGUGCGAGGAGUGUUCCGGUAGCCAUAAGUUGUUCACGGAGAAAAGCGGCUUCAAGAGCUGUACGGCGUGCAACGAGAACGGUCUGAUCAGGUGCCCUUCUUGUUAUUGUGCGCCUCUCUGAUCCGUCCGAUUAGACUAAAAAACAAUUUAACCCCUCAAAAAAAAAAAAUUAAAAAGCAAAACUAAGGAUGUUACUUUUUUUUAUUUUUUUGUUCUUAAUUUUUGGACAAUUUAGUUUUGUAGUUUCACUUUGUUAAGGUUUAGUUGGUUGUGGGUGGAUUGGACAUAGGAUCAUGUGCCACCAAAUGUUGCUAUAUAUAUAUAUAAUAUUAAAUGAGCUAACUUGGUUA